This is a messenger RNA of Dendroctonus ponderosae (mountain pine beetle), 1406 nucleotides long. RefSeq names its product nuclear autoantigenic sperm protein (gene Nasp). The transcript is spliced from 7 exons. The record is from RefSeq and is a predicted model, not a curated record. Gene Ontology annotation, cellular component: nucleoplasm. Bases 136 to 1206 code for a protein of 356 amino acids. Gene Ontology annotation, molecular function: histone binding. NCBI's taxonomy places the organism in Eukaryota, Metazoa, Arthropoda, Insecta, Coleoptera, Curculionidae. Gene Ontology annotation, biological process: DNA replication-dependent chromatin assembly; CENP-A containing chromatin assembly.
CUUGGGUUUAUUUCCCGUCACUUUUCAAUUGUCGAUUUUCCCGCUUGUGUUCAAGAGAGUUUAGCUUGCUGUUUUUGAGGAGAAAAUCUCAAAUUUUGUCCGAACUGUGAGAAUUAGUCCAGUUUCAAAUCAAAGAUGGCUGACGUAAGUCUGGACACGGAUUCCAACGAUCCACAUGAACUUUAUGCCAGAGGGAUCCGGGCGUUGAUUCUUCAAAACUACGAGGCCGCAUCUGCUAUCAUCAGUAAAGCAGCCGAAUUGUUUGUGGAUUACUACAAAGAUGAUUUGCAUCCAGAGAUGGGUAAAGUCUACCUGGAUUAUGGAAAGGCUCUAUUAGGGUAUUGCCGGGAACAAUCUGGAGCCUUAGGAUGUGCAGUACCAAAGGAGUCUUUAGAUGAACCCGAUGAGGACGAGGGUGCAUGCACAGAAGAAAUGGAUGUUUCUGGAGCGUGUGAUACUGAAGAGGUCGAAGAUAAUGAAGAACCUGAAUCUCAUGACGAACCUAAAGAAACAGCUUCGUGCAGUGCAGAACCGGGCCCUUCAAUAGCUGAGGCGGAGAUGGAAAAUACAAGCAUAGCAGAGGAACCAACUGACUUACAAUUGGCAUGGGAAGUGUUGGAGCUGGCUAAAAGAAUCUUUGAAAAAAGCGGCGACCGAAAGUCUUUAGCGGAAGCCAUGAUUGUGCUUGGGGAAAUUCAGCUAGAAAAUGCAGCAUACGACAAAGCCAUCCAAGAUAUGACAGAAGGGCUAGCUAUUCAACAGGAAUUAUUUGGUAGAGACAGUCGAACCAUCGCUGAAACUUUAUACAAAUUAGGAAUGGCCUAUUGCAUUAAUUCGCAAGUAAAUGAGGCAAUUCACAGUUUCAAAGAGUCACUCGCUUACUUAACGAACAAAAUCAUGGCACUGGCAGCGGAGGACGUUUCCAAGUCUGAGUUUCAGGACGAGAUUACUGAAAUUAAAGGCCUUCUCCCGGAAAUCAAAGAUAGAAUUUUUGAGAUGGAAGCGUUUAAAAAUGAGGCAUUAAAAAAAGCUGCCGAAAAAAUUACUGAGACCUCAAGUUCUGCAGCGUCUGACCCUAGUCCUAGCAGCUCAAAGAAAGCGACCGAUAUUUCCCAUUUAGUCAAACGCAAACGACAAUCUGAAGAAGUCGAUAAAUUGAGUGAAGAAGCCGCGUGUAAGAAACGGGAAGUGGAAGGAAAAAGUUAGUUUAUAUCUUAAGUUUUACUUUUAAAUUAAAAUAAAUUAAAUUACUUUUUUAAUGGUUUCUAUUCUAACUCGUCCACUUUUCAAUCACUAACUAAAGCCUCGUUCAUUUUCAUCAGUAUCAUUAAUUUAGAUAAGAAUUUGACUGUAAAAUUCAACUACUGUAUUCGGAACAUUAAGUUAUUAAAUACUUUUUCAUCGGA